Messenger RNA from Lynx canadensis (Canada lynx), 741 nucleotides. RefSeq names its product glycine-rich cell wall structural protein 1.0-like. Lineage: Eukaryota; Metazoa; Chordata; Mammalia; Carnivora; Felidae. The coding region runs from base 1 to 741 and encodes 246 amino acids. The record is from RefSeq and is a predicted model, not a curated record. The transcript has a single exon.
AUGUCGAGAUCGGGAUGGGAGGAGGGGGCCGGGCGCAGUGACCGGGAGCAGGGACGAGAACGGGGACGUGAGGACCGCGCGGCGCUGGGGCUGGAUCCGGCGCCGGGGACUGGGGCCGGGAAGUCGAGGGGCGGAGGGAGGACGGGCGGGCGCUGGGGGGGCCGCGGCGCGGAGCGCGGGUGGGGGCGGGGGCGGGGGCUCCGCGGGCGGAGGGGCGGGGGCUCGGGUUACCGCGCGGAGGGCGGGGGAGGGGAGGGGAGGGGGCGCGGGGCCGCGGCGGCGAAUCUCGCAUCCUCCGCGGGGCGGCUGUGGAGGAGGCGGCGCCCCGGCGGCGGCGGCGGCGGCGGCGAAGGGAAGGACGGACCGACGGCCAGGGGCGCACGGACCGACGGCUGGCUGCCCGGAGCUGAUCGCGGGCCCGGAGACGGCGGCGGGGGACGAUGCGCGGCCCCAGGCCCCGCGCGGGCGGGCGCUGCCCGGGGGGCUGACCGCGGCCGGACGGCGCCCCAGGACCGGGCGAGGGAGCCCGCGCCGCGCGGAGGUCAGUGCCCGCGCCCGCCCGGCCCGUCCGGCCGCGCCCGCCCGGCCCUCCGGCCUCUCCCGGGCGGCGGCGGCGGCGGUGCAGCCGGGGGCUUUGUUCUGAGCCGGAGACAAUGGGGGAGGGGGGGCCUGGGCCUGCGGGACGAGGGCGAGCGUGAACGUGAGCGUGGGGGCAGGGCCUGGGGGUCUUUGUGUGUGUGA